ACUCUCACACGCGGAAGUUCAGUUCCGCUCGGAACAGUUAACUCCACGGCCGAACACCGACGUCUCUCUCCCGCUUCUCCUCCUGACUCCAGUACUCACGGUUCAUCAUGAGCAGCAGCUACAGCGUCUCCCUGGCUGGUCCUGCUCCAUGGGGCUUUAGACUACAAGGAGGGAAGGACUUUUGUCUCCCCCUUACCAUAUCACGGCUGACAGACGGAGGCAAGGCUGCCAAAGCCAAGAUGAAUGUUGGAGACAUCAUUCUGUCCAUUAAUGGCAUCUCCACCGACAGUAUGAAUCAUCUGGAGGCCCAGAAUAAAAUCAAAGCCUGCACUGGUCAUCUCAGCCUCACUCUGCAGAGACCCCAGAUUGCCAACAAAGAUGCUCCAGCUAAGGACGACCAUCAAGAAAUCAUUAAGCCUGUACCCAUAGCUCACACCGCCACUAACCCCACGCCAUCGAAUCAGGCCACCCCAGCGUUCAACAAGACCGCACGGCCGUUUGGCGGCGGCGGCGUGGUGACGGCGUCUUCUGCUCAUACCCCACCCAAAGUCGCCUCUAUCCCCUCUGAGUCGUCCGCUUUCUUGCCGGCUGCAACCUCUCAGGCUCCACAGCCACCGUUUCCGCUCAAGUCCAGCCUCACCGCUCCAGACUCAUCUCCAACCAAAACCUUCAGCAGGCCGAGUCCCACACGCUUCACCUCCCCGUCCGUUUCAUCCUCCUCAUCCAGCUCCUCCUCCUCUCCGGCCCGACUCACAGCCCCUUCCUCCAAUCCUAAUGUCCCGCAGCCUUCUGUCUAUAACACCCCCAUCAACCUUUACUCCAAUGUCAAUGCCUGCGAGGUGGCCAUGGGGCAGAGACGAGGCCUGCUGGAGAGCCAAGGCCUGUCAGAGCUCAAUGGGAAAGCCGGAGCCGAUUCAGAGCAGCUUCCCGCGUCUCCUCUCAACGAUGCCAGUAAGAAGCGUCUGAUCGAGGACACGGAGGACUGGCAUCCUCGCGGUGGCACCUCCCAGUCUCGCUCCUUCAGAAUCCUGGCUCAGCUCACCGGAACAGAGAACGAAAAUGCUGCAGACAACGAAGGAAAGAACGAGUCAUUGGACCUGACACCGAAUGUCCACACUACUUCUGCUGCGAAACCGUUUUCUAAAACUGCGCCCAGAAAUGGAAAUGUGCAACCUCCAUCCACCUUCAAGAGCCCGGGAUCCCAAAACAAACCCUCCUACCAGCAUGGAAGCGCUGCAGCUGUUCCUUCGUUUGGAAAGGUCACCAAUCCUUCACCGAAAGGCCCUGACCGCCCGAUUCCACAACCACAUCCAGAAGAUCUGAACUCUCUGGUGCAGCGAGCUGAGCACAUCCCAGCCGGGACACGCACCCCCAUGUGCAACAAGUGCAACAACGUCAUCAGGGGUCCGUUCCUUGUGGCCAUGGGCAUGUCGUGGCACCCGGAAGAGUUCAACUGUGCCCACUGCCGCUCCUCCCUGACAGAUCGUGGCUUUGUGGAGGAGAAAGGUCAGGUCUACUGUGAAGGAUGUUACGAGCAAUUCUUUGCUCCGACCUGUGCCAACUGCAGUCAGAAGAUCCUUGGGGAAAUAAUGAACGCUCUGAAGCAGACCUGGCACGUGUACUGUUUCGUGUGUGUGGCCUGCCAGCAGCCAAUCAGAGGCAACACCUUCCACAUGGAGGAUGGGGAGCCCUACUGUGAAAUGGACUACUACAAGCUGUUUGGGACCAACUGCCACGGAUGUGACUUUCCCAUCGAGGCGGGUGACAAGUUCCUGGAGGCUCUGGGCGUCACCUGGCACGACACCUGCUUCGUGUGCACAGUGUGCAACACCAGCCUGGAAGGUCAAGCUUUCUUCUCCAAGAAAGACAAACCCCUGUGCAAGAAACACGCACACACAGUCAACAUCUGAUACCAUCGUGAGCCCGGUGCCAAAUACCCUCAGCUGGAUCAAAGAUUCAUCAUGCUGUCUUUGUUUACUGUCCUCGUCUGUUGAUUCCUUCACAGCGCAUUUCGUACCUUCAGCUUUGAGCAGGUGAUUUUAACUUCCUUUGCGAUGUGUUUUUGAUCACAACCUGCCGAGAAAGCAGUUGUGUCUUUCAAGAGCAAACAGUUUAGAUACAAUGUUUAUUUAUCUGAAAGAGCAUGGUUAUUUAUUUGACAACAGAUAGAAUGAAACUUUUGGCAUCAAGUACAGAUUUUAAGUUUGAAAAAAAGAACAUGCAGUUUUCUCCUUGAUAUGUUAUUUACCGAGUGCUCGGUCUGUGGUCAAGAGCAUCUGAUUAUAAUAUAUUUUUCUAGUAUUUAUCCCUUUGUAACCAGGGUCUAGACUCAAAAAGUCACUGCUUCAUUCAAAGCUAUCCUGCUAUUAAAUGCAACUAAUGGUUUUUGCUGUUUUGCUGUUGUAUUUUUCUUCUUUUGCCUUUGCUAACUUUUUAACCAGAUGAACCGAGGUUGUACUAGUUUGUUCCACCUAUAUCUGUGUCAACAGUAAAAGGUUGAAUUUG
Messenger RNA from Synchiropus splendidus (mandarinfish), 2505 nucleotides. It is a transcript of the gene pdlim5b, whose product is annotated as PDZ and LIM domain 5b. The transcript is spliced from 13 exons. Lineage: Eukaryota; Metazoa; Chordata; Actinopteri; Syngnathiformes; Callionymidae. The record is from RefSeq and is a predicted model, not a curated record. The coding region runs from base 108 to 1910 and encodes 600 amino acids. Gene Ontology annotation, molecular function: actin binding; muscle alpha-actinin binding. Gene Ontology annotation, biological process: heart development; muscle structure development; actin cytoskeleton organization. Gene Ontology annotation, cellular component: filamentous actin; stress fiber; adherens junction.